Macrosiphum euphorbiae (potato aphid) is the source of this 1602-nucleotide messenger RNA. NCBI's taxonomy places the organism in Eukaryota, Metazoa, Arthropoda, Insecta, Hemiptera, Aphididae. The record is from the annotation of a GenBank genome assembly.
AUGGUAAUGCAUGCGAGGAAACUUCAAAGGAUUAGUGAUGGGUAUUAUGACAAGAACCCGUCCCAUCAGUAUCAGAAUUCCAAAUAUUUAGUUUCAAAAAAUUCUAGCAGUGAUCAAAAGUAUGGCAGUGUUAGGGGAAAUGGUACCUCGUAUCCAAGUCCUAGCCGAGGAAGUCCAUCGCGAGAUCGAUCAUACUCUAGCAAAAGUUCAUAUCAUUCUCAAAAAAGUCACAGAGAUAAGGAGAGAGAUUCUCGAGACUAUAAAUCUAGGAAUAGUGAUAAAUAUUCUGAUUAUAGUAGGUCACCAAAAGAUAGACGAAGUAGAGAUGAAUAUAGAACAAACCACGAUCGGAUUAGUCCGGAAAAAAUGGUUGUUCAUUCUGUGAAGUGGUCAAAUUCUAGGGAUUCUAGAGAUUCUAGAGAAUCUGGUCAACGGAAAGUUGUUCAUAGCUCUUGUCAGAGUAGCAGCAGUAGUAGUAAUAACCGCGAAUCCAGGUCUGGUGGAAGUUCGACUGUCACUAAAGUUGGUGAUUGGUCUGAACACACAAGUUCUUCAGGCAAAAAAUACUAUUAUAAUUGUAAAACCGAAGUAUCCCAAUGGGAUCAGCCAAGAGAAUGGUUAGAAGCUUAUCCAGCAUCUCAACCUUCUCGAACACAAUACCACCAUGACAAACAUUCCAAUAACUCUAUGAUGAGAUCAUCAUCAAUGAGCAAUCAUGUGAACAAAGUUUCACAACAGUCCUCUCAACAACAAGUUAAUUCUACAAGUAGACCAACUCACCAUCAAAAAGAUGCUUAUUGGAAUCAAAUGCGAAGUAAUAAUCUUCCAAUAAAUGUCUCGCAAUCUCAUCAUGUGUCUGAGUGUAAUGUAGAUAGACUUGAACAAGAUGGACCAACAAUAAUCAAUUCCUGCGAUUCUUCGCAAACCCAAGAUAUGGAAUUGUGUAGUGGUGACAGCACUCCAACUUCGGAAAAGUCCUUUCAACUAUCAAAUGUACCUGCACAAAGGCACAGUUCUUCUACUCCUCAAUCACAAGUAAAGGGAGCUGAAGUUAACAGUGAACCAUGUGAAAGAACAAAUGUUGAUGUUGGAUCAACAACACCACCAAUAUCAAAUAUAACUCAAAAUUUAGUUGAUUCAUCAACAACCAAUAAUGUUACUGAACGAAGUCCACCCACUCCUGCAAGCACAGAGACUAAUAAUACCCAAGAAGUUAAAGGAAGUCCUAUAACAAGCCAUGCUGAACAAGUUGUCCAAGUCAACAAUGUAAUGAGUUACAGGCAACUUGGAACAACAACGUCUCCCGUCAUGUCAAACUUUGUACGUGAUGAUUUAACAUCACACGUUAAAUCAUGGCCAGCUGAUAUUUUAGCAAAACAGGCACAAAAAUUAAAUGAAGAAGCCCAUAUAUUAGGAAGUGUACACUGUUCACGAGUAUCUGCAGAACUCAAAUAUGCAAGAUCUAUUGUUCGUUUGACUGAAGUUCAAGCAUCCUUACUAGAACACAAGGUGUUAUUUUUACAGCAACAAAUUAAAACUUUAGAAAAAUUAAAAUCUGAAAAUUCAUUUAUGGGUGAAGGAGAUGAAGGAAGGACGACUUAA